GAUGGCAGCGCCCAUGAAUAAACAAUCUAGGGCGAUGGAGCUUCCUCUUUUCACUAUUGAUGCCUUUACUAGCGUUCCAUUUGCCGGAAAUCCGGCGGCAGUGUGUCUAGUGCCCGAUCAGAAGAAGCUGUCAGAUGAGACCAUGCAGAAGGUUGCCACAGAGAUGAAUAUCUCAGAAACUGCUUUUGUUCAGAAGCUGCAUUCACAAGACACUUUUGAGAAUAGCAGCAGAUUUGGAUUGCGCUGGUUCACCCCAACAAAUGAAGUGCCACUCUGUGGACAUGCUACCCUAGCUUCUGCAGCUGCUUUAUAUGAAAUAACAAAGAAUACCUCGAGUGAAAUUGUGUUUGAGACGCUAAGUGGAGAACUUGUUGCCAGGAAAAUGGGAGAUUGUAUUAGCUUGGACUUGCCACUGAAUCCAACAGUGAAAGAGGAAGAAAAUGAACCUGAUCUGCAGCACCUUAUCCAAAUAAGUACUGAAGGCCUUGAUGUGACUGAUGUACAAUAUUCUGCCACGACAAAGAAACUGUUGCUUAGGCUUGAUGACAAUUAUGGCAGACACACCCUUGAGGGCCUGAGUCCACCCCACAACCUGAUGCUCCAUGCUCACAACACAGGGAAGAUCAAGGGUGUGAUUGUCACACUCAGGGGAGAUGCGAACAAUGGUUGUACGGAUGCCAGUGGAGAAACCUAUGACUUCGUCUCAAGAUAUUUUGCUCCCUGGAAUGGAAUUCCUGAGGAUCCAGUCACUGGUUCAGCACAUACUGUGUUAGCUGCUUAUUGGUCUAAACAACUUGGCAAGAAGGACCUCUAUGCACGUCAAUGCUCAAAGAGGGGUGGUGAAUUACGUAUCAAGGUUGGAGACAAUGGUCGAGUUGAUGUUGCUGGGUAUGCGACUGUGGUAGUGGAAGGAAAGCUACGAAUGUAGACAAUCAGAGAACGGAUAAUUACUAAUUACUUCUUCAUAAAGGUCUCACUUGUAAUAUGCUGUGAUAGCGAUAAAAAUUUCCAUGAAAAGAUAUUCUGUCCAGAUUAUCAAAGGGCCAGAUCAAGUGGGGCCUUUUUUGAAUCAGUAGAUCGCAUUUAAAAUCAUUUUAACAGUUUACCUGGGAGACACCAGCAAAAUAAAUCAAGACUGACCAAACUUCUGUGCCAAAUUAUUGCCACAUGAAAUACAUUGGCAUUUUAAAGCUGUUUCUGGUGGGAAAGGCCAGCCAAAAGAAAUGGGCCCAAAAUAGCCAUAUUAGACCUGAAAUCCGCUCAGAAGUUUCUGUGUCAUUUCAAAUGUUCACUGUGACAACAGUUAUGAAAAGCAGUGCUAUUCCAAUCUGAUUACUCUUUAAUGUACUUAAUGGUGCUUAUUUAAUCUGAAAAUUGUACUUAUAUUAUUGUAAACUUACAAACUUCGUAUAUUCCAUGUUUAAGCUCUAUUGUUAAAAUAUGUCCAGUUCUCCACUAUGGCAUUGGAAUGAUAGUUAUGUGAUCGUAAUAAUGCAUCAUUCUCACCAGCAAUGAUUGGCCAGGUCAACUCAUUUUAUAUGAAUUUUACUCAGGAAAAAUUCUCCAUUCUCCAACACCAAUAUUCUUGGUUUAACUACCGGUAAGCUUUAGAAAUAAUGGGAGAUAAUACUAGCCAGCGCCAAUGAUAUGGUAUAGAAAUAUAGAUAGUUGACAGAAUACAUCUGAAAGUGUCUGUGCACAGUUGGUAGAAUGUCUGUGUGUCAUUUUCUGAUGCAUCUCAAAACCACCCUCUAUCCAUGAACUUACCUCCCACUGCUCCUGUCGACUCUUUAAAGAUUCAUAUUUUAUCAUCUGGAGAAAUUUUCUUAACGAGGUUAGUAUGUUAAUAGAUCCAACAGAGGGCAGCUCUUCUCGUUGUUCUCAUCUUGAACAGCUGGUGUUCAAUCUCGGUGCAUUAACAAUUCAAGUACAAUCACCUAUGGUAACAAGUUUUGCAGUGUCAAUGUGGCUUAUUUAUUGUUUAGGUGGAAAAUUAUUUAUGAUGAGCUUUUACUUUGAUGGCAUGCAUGUGCAUAAUUGUAUGGAAUAUAUACUGUUGAUCAGUUUGUUUCAUAGAUUUGACAUAAAAGUUCUCCUCCUGCAUUUGGGUUAAGAUUGGAUGUUUGGCUGUCUCUUCUUUCAAUAUAAUGAAACCAAAGUUCAAUCUUACUCAAGUUCUACUUUCUGAGAUGUUAAAUUGAGUUCAGCAUGUCACAAACCCUGUUUUUCACAAGACCAAUAAUAUGCGUGCUGUGUGUAUUUGUCUGGGCUUUGAUUGAAUGCUUCACAUGCUUACAAUAACAAGAAACUUGAAGAAAAAGGUUUUUGUCUCAUUCUGUGAAACCAGAUCUGACUAUUUCUCCGAUUGAUCAGAAAGCGUUGAACAUCAGAUCACAGGCCCGACUACUGUGAUCAUACCGUUGACAUUUGUAAUUUUCGAUAUUGAUGUUUUAUGCAUGUGAACUGCUAUUGAUUGAAGAAUACCAACCUCUAACCUUUAGCACUCAAAGCAUGUGAGCUACUUUGAUAAUCUACACCAUCUCCUCAACUUCUGAAUAUUAAAUAUGAAUUUACCAUUGGCAGGUGUUUUUCAUGAGUGAUUGUUUGGCUUAAUUUAGUGAGAUGAACCAAUUGAAUUUUUCCACAAAAUUAAAAAUACAUCUUAAUUGUAGUGGUGUAGGUUGGACCAACAUUUGGUUAGUAGAUUUGACCUGAUUGGUUUCAUGGAUACAGUCAUUUCAUACAAAUCAACCAAUUAUAAUGAAGGAUGUAUCCGUUUGAUUUCCCUUUUUUCAAUUUUAGCCUUUGAUUUGAUAUCUUUAAUGUUAGUAUGGUAAAUAAGGUUGAGUCAGCCCACAAUGUAAAAAUCUGAUUCUAUUGGUUUCAAGUGACACCAGUCAUCAAACUAGUGGCUAGUUAAGCACUGCAUUCAACAAGGCUAGUCCUCCUUUACUCUGCCAGAUACCAAAGUGAAGGACUUGCCACUCCAUGCAUACAUCCAUGUGCCACUCUCUCGUGAAACAGCCAAGUUAUAAAUUUGACAAUGUACAAGAUGUUCGCCGAUAGCACUUGGAAUAUCGUGAAUUCAAUAGAGCAUUAUGUCAAAACAUCUAUGCAUUUCACAUCAAGCACACUUGAAAAACUCCACUGAUGGUACAAAGACUGUUCGAAAUUGCCAAUGGCAUAAUAUACAUAACUAUUCAUUUCACUACACAGCUGUGACCAAGUGGAGCACUGCGAUGGCAGAACCUCUAUUGAACUGUCAUUAACAACCAACUAUGCAAAUAUCUGAUGCAUAUGAUGUAUAAUAUGUUGGCUACAGCUGUUGCUGUGAUAAUGUGCUCAGGAAAGUGCCGCACAGAUUUAACGACUUGUAAUUUAUGCUGAUGGUUUAUAUCCACAAUGGGAAAGCAUUCCGAGGGAUUGUCACCCGCUGCUUCAUGUACAGGUUAUGAUGUUUUAUCAUCUUGAGUUGAUCUUGUUUAUCUAAUCUGGGUGUGAUCUCAUACCUGACAGAUAAACCAUUGACGAUAAAGGAAUAUGUCCUAUAACAGCUGAUAUUAGUUUGUUAUAUAAGUGUUUUGUAUAUAUUGGACCAUUGUUUAAACAUCAGUUUAUCAUCAGUUACUGGUGUCCUUCCACGAAGGAGGAAGCUGGUGUAAAUGAGAUUUAGAAAAUAAAGGUUUAGA
Lineus longissimus is the source of this 3689-nucleotide messenger RNA. Its product is annotated as phenazine biosynthesis-like domain-containing protein. The transcript has 8 exons. Bases 2 to 928 code for a protein of 308 amino acids. Gene Ontology annotation, cellular component: cytoplasm. The record is from RefSeq and is a predicted model, not a curated record. Lineage: Eukaryota; Metazoa; Nemertea; Pilidiophora; Heteronemertea; Lineidae. Gene Ontology annotation, molecular function: isomerase activity. Gene Ontology annotation, biological process: biosynthetic process.